This is a messenger RNA of Lates calcarifer (barramundi perch), 1792 nucleotides long. It is a transcript of the gene pus3, whose product is annotated as pseudouridylate synthase 3. The record is from RefSeq and is a predicted model, not a curated record. Gene Ontology annotation, cellular component: nucleus; cytoplasm. Gene Ontology annotation, molecular function: pseudouridine synthase activity; RNA binding. Lineage: Eukaryota; Metazoa; Chordata; Actinopteri; Centropomidae. Gene Ontology annotation, biological process: tRNA pseudouridine synthesis; mRNA pseudouridine synthesis.
UCUUUAAUUUGCUCCGACAUUAGCGAACUAGUAUCAGCAUGAAAAGUAGCAUGUGUGCGCCAGGAACCUAGAAAAGUGACUAAAAAGCAGAGGUUUACUGCCAACACUGACACCAAAAUUACAGUUUUUGUCAUUUAUCAUGCAGCAUGUCAGAGGCAUUAACCCAGCGAAUAAAGGAGCUGGAGGCAGAGCUGGAGAAGCUCAAGUCCCAGCUGAGGGAGAGGAGUGGAGCUGAAGAGGACAUGGAGGUGACUUCUAGUCCGUGCACUGAUGAAAACACAGACUGCAAACCUGAUGGUAACAGCAGCAGCAGCAGUAAAAAGGGUAAGAGAGCAAACAAGGAGCGUCCUUUCGACUUCUCUGCCCACCCUAAGCGCCAUGUGGCUCUGCGGCUGGCGUACUUGGGGUGGGCCUACCAGGGCUUUGCGGUUCAGGAGAACACAGACAACACUGUGGAGGCCAGACUCUUUGAGGCUUUGCUGAAGACUCGGCUGAUCCAGGACCGACAGAGCUCCAACUAUCACCGGUGUGGUCGCACUGAUAAAGGAGUCAGUGCGUUUUCACAAGUCAUUACUAUCGAUUUACGCUCCACACAGUUUUGCGGAGGACUGGGCGUCACACUCCCGGAAAAUGUUGAUUUAAGUACCAAGAACAAAGCCCCUGUCUCUGAGGUCCCAUAUGUGAAGAUGCUGAACAGAGUCCUGCCCCAGGACAUCAGGAUCUUGGAUUGGGCACCGGUAGCCGAGGGUUUCAGCGCACGCUUUGACUGUCAGUCCCGCACUUACCGGUACUACUUCCCUCGAGGAUCUUUGGAUGUGGCGCUGAUGGCAGAGGCUGCUAAAAGAUACGAGGGCACUCACGACUUCCGCAACCUGUGCAAAAUGGAUGUGGGCAACGGAGUCCUGCAGUUUGAGAGGACCAUCUUGUCCGCAUCAGUCAAGCCUGUGCAGCCUCAGCACACCUGCAGCACAGAUCAAUAUGACCUCUUCAUAUUUGAGAUAAAAGGAUUAGCUUUCCUUUACCAUCAGGUACGAUGCAUGAUGGCAGUGCUUCUCCUGAUAGGGCAGAAACUGGAAUCCCCAGAGAUAAUUACUCAGCUCCUGGAUAUCCAGAGUAACCCCAGGAAGCCCCAGUACAGCAUGGCAGUAGACUACCCUUUGGUGCUGUACGACUGCCACUUUGAGGGUAUGAGCUGGAAACAGGAGACUGAAGAGGUGAACUACAUCCUCUCUGCAUUGCAGCAACACUGGACCCAGAGUGCAGUCAAGGCCCAUGUCCUCCUCGGGAUGAUCAAGGGUUUAGAGGCCACAGGUGCAGUAUCCUCUAACCAUUGCUGGCUAGUAGAGGGCAGCAGGAAGAGAAACUACCGACCAUUGCUUGAGCGUCCAUGCUGUGAGAGCCUGGAGUCUAGGAUAGACCAUUUUGUAAAAAGAGGCAGACUAGAGAGGGAGGAGGGCGAGAACGGAGGUGAAACUGUCCUCAAAGGAAAAAGGUCCAAACAUUCCCACAAUUCCCCCACUCUGCCUGUCUCUUCAGAGAUGCCGUCAUCAAAGCAAAGUACAGACCAUAAAGUGGAAGAUUAAUAUUUCAACACUUGAGAACUGGACUUGCCAAAGUUUGUUUUAUAACAUUUUUGUUUGUGUGAAAACAUUUUAUUUCCUUUUUAUUUCAGGACACAAAACAAAGGAUUUGCCUUUCUAUGUCCUAAAAUGGUGAAUUUCCAUUUUGUUUCAUGCAGAUAUUUCUUUGGCAUGAUAAUAAACAUGUUUUGAAAUAAAGUUGCUUUUGCUGA